UUUCCAAACCUGCCCAGUAGUCUCAAUCACUUGGAGAGGUUUUUUUCAUAGAAGGUACUGAAUUGGAAUCCUCAGUAGUGGGAAGUGUAAUUCUGUAUCCCAAACCAAAAGCAACUCCUAAUGUGCUCUUACUUUAAUGAAAACCUGACUCUGUCCUGAAGAUGUUGCUCCCUUCACCCCCCUUGAUGGGCUGGAUCUUUGCCUUACCCACCAGGCCUGGGCCAGGAGAUAGGAUUGGGUCCUCCUAGCUCCCAGCUACUCAUGCUCUGUUGAGACUCUGGAUGUGCCAUCCUUUCUGUCCCCUGUGGAACGGUGCCUGAGCUUCUGGUGACUGAUUCUGUAAGUCUUAGCCUUCCUCUCCACCUAGCUCAGGUCACCCUUCCUGUGGCUUCAGGGCCCACAUGCUGCAGUGUCACAGUCUACUCUGGUCUCCAGCAAACUCUCUUGAACCUUGCUUUCCACGACUGCUGCCAGGACCCUCUCCUUACAAGGGUCAAAGUCAAAAUAACAAUGUGCAGACAAGGCUCUAAAUUUAAUGUUUUAUUUGGGAAGAAAGAAUUGCAGUGUCAGUCAUCCAUACAAGCUGGGUGGUCUUUGGUAUGUCUGAAGAACGAAGAGAAGGUUUGAGGUUUUGCUGAAAAAGAAGAAAUGUUACAUACUCUGCUGGGAGAAGGUUUCUUGGUACUGUCAGGGCUUGGGGAGCUGGCAAGCAAUGACUGGUGAGUGAAGGUGGUGGCAAAAUUAGUCUUGGAGUUGCAGCAAGUGGUCUCAGAAGCUGGAGAUAAAACUGGUUUCAGGCUACAACAAGCAGUUCCAGCAGUUGGGCUUGCAGACAAUUACAUUCUUGAGCAACGUUUUAUACCCUGAGUGCUUUUCCUACCUGGCUACUGUUUUAGUUUGGUAGGACAACAGUGGCCCAUUUCGGAUGAUCAACGGUAACGCGAGUAACCGCACCUCUCCAAGAUCUCCAGGCUGUCCAGCUUGGCCUCCCCAGGCCUCCUCCUCACUCCCUUCUCACUGCUGUGGCUGUGCCUCCUGGCAUCGUUUCCCUGCUUGGUCCGCUGCGAGCCACUCUAGGACGGACACUUUCCCAUCACCAAUUUUCCUUGGAAUUGGACAGAUGGCAGCCACCAUAAUGAUACUAUAUGUGUCCAAGCUAAACAAAAUAAUUCACUUCCCUGAUUUUGAUAAGAAAAUUCCUGUAAAGCUGUUUCCUCUGCCUCUCCUCUACGUUGGAAACCACAUAAGUGGAUUAUCAAGCACAAGUAAAUUAAGCCUGCCGAUGUUCACCGUGCUCAGGAAAUUCACCAUUCCACUUACCUUACUUCUGGAGACCGUCAUACUCGGGAAGCAGUAUUCGCUCAACAUCAUCGUCAGUGUCUUUGCCAUCAUUCUCGGGGCUUUCAUAGCAGCUGGGUCUGACCUUGCUUUUAACUUAGAAGGCUAUAUUUUUGUAUUCCUGAAUGAUAUCUUCACAGCAGCAAAUGGAGUUUAUACCAAACAGAAAAUGGACCCAAAGGAGCUAGGGAAAUACGGAGUGCUCUUCUACAAUGCCUGCUUCAUGAUUAUUCCAACUCUUAUUAUUAGUGUCUCCACUGGAGACCUGCGACAGGCUACUGAAUUCAACCAAUGGAAGAAUGUUCUGUUUAUCCUACAGUUUCUUCUUUCCUGUUUUUUGGGGUUUCUGCUGAUGUACUCCACGGUUCUGUGUAGCUAUUACAAUUCAGCCUUGACGACAGCAGUGGUUGGAGCCAUCAAGAAUGUAUCCGUUGCCUACAUUGGGAUGUUAAUCGGUGGAGACUACAUUUUCUCUUUGUUAAACUUUGUAGGAUUAAAUAUUUGCAUGGCAGGGGGCUUGAGAUACUCCUUUUUAACACUGAGCAGCCAGUUAAAACCGAAACCUGUGGAUGAAGAAAACAUCCGUUUGGAUUUGAAGAGCUAGAGUCUGUGGCAGGAUUGGAGACUGACUUGUGACUGGGGGCUGGGGGCAUUCCCAGUGGGAAUGUGAAGCCAGAGGUUUCAGAUUCGUGACAUCCACCCCCUGGGCAAGCAAGAGCAUCUGCAAAAUGCAAAGAGAACUACCUCAUACGCAUGCACGAUGAGCCAAUGGCAGUCCCGAGAAAUGUACUUGGGCCACGCCUUACCGGUGGAAAGCAAAUCUUUUCAAAAUAAGCCACUGGGACUCGGUAGGUGGAGCCCCAGCUGCUCUUCGAGGGACCUGCGGGGCCUUCGUGGCAUCUCUGUGCCAUGUGCUGGCAGGAGGUUGAUGUGAUGGUGACUGUUUUCUGAUCAACACCUUGGCCGUGAUUCGCAAGGUCCCAGCCAAAGCAAAGGGCUGGUGGUUUCAGUUUAGACAGACAUGUCUUUAUUCUAAUAAAAUUAGUUCACUGCCAGUAAUUUGUUAGCUUUGAUGAAAGCUAUGUUGCUAUCUUUUCCUAAUCAUCAAAGUAAAUAAAAAAUCAUUUCUAUGUA
Molecule: messenger RNA, 2472 nt
Organism: Macaca mulatta (Rhesus monkey)
Lineage: Eukaryota; Metazoa; Chordata; Mammalia; Primates; Cercopithecidae
Source: RefSeq, a predicted model, not a curated record